AUGUCUGAAGAAUGGGAUGAAUAUGUGAAAGAUCCUCGUAUAAUUUGUAAAUAUGGAAAUGAAUGCUAUCAAAAAAACCCUGAACAUCAUAAAAAAUAUAAACAUCCACCCCAGCUAAAAGCUAAGGCUGCUAAAAAGCAAAAAAAUAACCGCUUUCAGCCGUAUAACAAAGUUAUAAACGUCAAUGUAGAAUCCAAUGAUGAAAAGAAUAUUGAAGAAGCAGUUGAGGAAUUGAAAGAAAUGAAGUGCAGUGUUGAUAAUCAGGCAUCUGGCUCAACAGAAAAAAUAGAUAAUGGAGAAAUAGAUGCAACACAAGAUGUUCAAAAAUUAUGUGUCAAUACUGAUAAUAUAUCUUUUUAUGAUAGAGAUUCAAAUCUCACUAUUUUAAAGGAAUGUUUUUUAGUUGAAAUGCCAACAGAUUUCUUCAAAUUUUAUGAGUGUCUCAAGGAAGAUUCAGAAGAUAUAGAAAAAAUGUUAGCCACUGUUAACUUACAACUUAUUGGUCCUUUUGAGUUGUUUUUGGGUAAAUUACCUAAACUCGAAAAUAAAGAUUUAUACUUAAUACACUGGAGAUUUUAUUUUGAUCCACCAGAGUUCCAAGCUGUUUUAAAAAAGAAAGGAAAUAGUGAAUUUCAUAUUGGAUACUAUAGAGAUGAUCCUAAAGAGAAUCCAGUGUUUUUAGCUAAGAAUGAUAGUUCUUCUGGUUACACCUUAACACCUAUUUCAGAAAAUAUAUUUGGAGCAGUAUACCACUACUUGCAAGCUGAAAAGAAAACAUCUCCAUUUAUUUCAAUGGCAUGUCAAAAGUUGAUGGAGAAAGUGAAAAAAUGGGCAGACCAAAGUAAUUUUUCCCUAGAAGAAUUUAAUAUGAAAAAAAGAAUUCAACAAGUAGUAUGUCGAACUUUCCACAGUGCUGGUAUUGUGGUACCAUAUAACAAGAAGACUCAAUUGGGCUACAGAAAAUUAGUAGAAAGUGAUGCAAAUAUAAAGAAAAUGUUCAAACAACUACAAGAAGCCAAAUCUCAAGCUGAGAAAGACAAAGUUCUUUCAGAGUUACAAUCAGUGAUUACAUAUGCAAGUAUAGCAAUGGACGAAUGUGAUUUUGGGACAGGUUUAGAAGCUGGUAUUGCCUUAUUUUGUUCAGGAUUAAAAGAACUAGAAACUAGUGCCUUGAAAAAUUUAGAAGUGGCCUAUUUAUUGUUACGAAGAGAAGCUUUUGGUAAAAUUAUUCAGAUCCAUAUGAAGUAUCGGCGUCGAGGACCGAAUAUGUCAGUAUUAAGCAGC
Molecule: messenger RNA, 1284 nt
Organism: Brenthis ino (lesser marbled fritillary)
Lineage: Eukaryota; Metazoa; Arthropoda; Insecta; Lepidoptera; Nymphalidae
Source: the annotation of a GenBank genome assembly